UGCCAGAGCCUUUUGGAGGCGCGAUCAUCAUUGGGCAGGAGUCUAUCACCUACCACAACGGGGAUAAAUACCUCGCCAUAGCUCCACCUAUCAUCAAGCAAAGUACAAUCGUGUGCCACAACCGCGUGGAUCCCAACGGGUCCCGUUACUUGCUGGGGGACAUGGAAGGACGUCUCUUCAUGCUGCUCCUGGAGAAGGAGGAACAGAUGGAUGGCACUGUCACCUUGAAGGACCUGCGUGUGGAACUGCUCGGCGAGACAUCCAUUGCAGAGUGCUUGACCUACCUGGACAAUGGAGUCGUGUUUGUUGGCUCUCGCCUUGGAGAUUCCCAGCUUGUGAAGCUCAACGUGGACAGCAACGAGCAAGGCUCCUAUGUAGUAGCUAUGGAGACCUUCACCAACCUCGGUCCCAUCGUUGACAUGUGUGUGGUGGACCUGGAAAGACAAGGCCAAGGGCAGCUGGUCACGUGCUCAGGUGCAUUUAAAGAGGGUUCCCUGCGGAUCAUCCGGAACGGCAUCGGGAUUCACGAACACGCCAGCAUUGACUUACCGGGGAUUAAAGGUUUGUGGCCCCUGAGGUCGGACUGUCAUCGUGAAACAGACAAUACCUUGGUGUUGUCCUUUGUUGGCCAGACCAGGGUUCUUAUGUUAAAUGGAGAGGAAGUAGAAGAAACAGAGCUCACAGGGUUUGUGGAUGAUCAGCAGACUUUCUUCUGCGGCAAUGUGGCCCAUCAGCAAUUGAUCCAGAUCACCUCUGCCUCUGUGAGACUGGUUAGUCAAGAGCCCAAAGCCCUGGUGAGUGAAUGGAAAGAACCCAAUGGAAAGAACAUCAGCGUGGCUUCCUGCAACAGUAACCAGGUGGUGGUGGCUGUGGGACGAGCCCUGUACUACCUGGAGAUCCGACCCCAGGAGCUCAGGCAGAUCAGCUGCACAGAAAUGGAGCAUGAAGUUGCUUGCCUGGACAUCACCCCUUUGGGGGACACUAACGGCAUGUCCCCUCUGUGUGCAAUCGGGCUCUGGACUGACAUCUCUGCCCGCAUCCUCAAGCUGCCUUCGUUUGAACUGCUGCACAAGGAGAUGCUGGGAGGAGAAAUUAUCCCUCGCUUUUUUUUUUCCUCUUCCAUCUUGCUGACAACUUUGGAAAGCAGCCACUACCUGCUGUGUGCCCUGGGGGAUGGAGCUCUCUUCUACUUUGGGCUCAGCCUCGAGACAGGCUUGCUGAGUGACCGCAAGAAGGUGACCCUGGGGACCCAGCCCACUGUCCUGAGGACUUUCCGCUCUCUCUCCACCACCAAUGUCUUUGCCUGCUCUGACCGCCCCACCGUCAUCUACAGCAGUAACCACAAGCUGGUCUUCUCCAAUGUCAACCUGAAGGAGGUGAACUACAUGUGUCCCCUCAAUUCGGAUGGGUAUCCUGACAGCUUGGCUUUGGCCAAUAACAGCACCCUGACAAUUGGCACCAUCGAUGAGAUCCAGAAGCUGCACAUCCGCACGGUUCCCCUCUAUGAAUCACCCAGGAAGAUCUGCUACCAAGAGGUAUCUCAGUGCUUCGGCGUGCUCUCAAGUCGUAUCGAGGUGCAGGAUGCCAGUGGGGGCACGACUGCGCUCAGACCCAGCGCCAGCACCCAGGCCUUGUCCAGCAGCGUGAGCACCAGCAAGCUGUUCUCCAGCAGCACAGCACCACAUGAGACAUCCUUUGGAGAGGAGGUGGAGGUGCACAACCUGCUCAUCAUAGAUCAGCACACCUUCGAAGUGCUUCAUGCUCACCAGUUCCUGCAAAACGAAUACGCCCUCAGCCUGGUCUCCUGCAAGCUUGGCAAGGAUCCAAACACCUACUUCAUCGUGGGCACUGCCAUGGUGUAUCCCGAGGAGGCAGAGCCCAAACAGGGCCGCAUCGUUGUCUUCCACUACUCAGAUGGGAAGCUGCAGAGCCUGGCUGAGAAGGAGGUCAAGGGAGCCGUGUACUCCAUGGUGGAGUUCAACGGGAAGCUGUUAGCCAGCAUCAACAGCACGGUGCGCCUCUACGAGUGGACAGCAGAGAAGGAGCUGCGCACGGAGUGCAACCAUUACAACAACAUCAUGGCUCUCUACCUGAAGACCAAGGGAGACUUCAUCCUUGUGGGAGAUCUGAUGCGAUCUGUCCUCCUCCUUGCAUACAAACCCAUGGAAGGAAACUUUGAGGAGAUUGCCCGGGACUUCAAUCCAAACUGGAUGAGUGCUGUGGAAAUCCUGGACGACGACAACUUCUUAGGAGCAGAGAACGCUUUCAAUUUGUUUGUGUGCCAGAAGGACAGCGCGGCCACAACCGAUGAGGAACGCCAGCACUUGCAGGAGGUGGGGUUGUCCCACCUGGGAGAGUUUGUCAAUGUUUUCUGUCACGGAUCUCUGGUCAUGCAGAACCUGGGUGAGACGUCCACACCAACUCAGGGCUCGGUUCUCUUCGGCACAGUCAACGGCAUGAUUGGCCUGGUGACCUCGCUGUCGGAGAGCUGGUACAACCUCCUCCUGGACAUGCAGAACAGGCUCAAUAAAGUCAUCAAGAGCGUGGGCAAGAUCGAGCACUCCUUCUGGAGAUCGUUUCACACCGAGCGCAAGACAGAACCGGCCACAGGAUUCAUCGAUGGUGACCUGAUCGAAAGUUUCCUGGACAUCAGCAGGCCCAAGAUGCAAGAGGUGGUGGCAAACUUGCAGAUCGACGAUGGCAGCGGUAUGAAGAGGGAGGCCACCGUGGACGACCUGAUAAAGAUCGUGGAGGAGCUGACCCGGAUCCAUUAACAGGAUUCGGGGUCAUUCCCUAGCACCUUCCUCCACGCAGAGCAAGGGAAUCUCUUCCCC
Molecule: messenger RNA, 2834 nt
Organism: Antrostomus carolinensis (chuck-will's-widow)
Lineage: Eukaryota; Metazoa; Chordata; Aves; Caprimulgiformes; Caprimulgidae
Product: DNA damage-binding protein 1
Cellular component (GO): nucleus
Molecular function (GO): protein binding; nucleic acid binding
Source: RefSeq, a predicted model, not a curated record